GCCGUUUAAUACCAAGAGGACUUGAUUAAUUUGAUGAUUUCACAUCAAAUUUUUCCCUAUCACAACACACUCUUCUCCUCUCAUCUGCCUCUCCAUCCUCGGCGUCACCUUCGCUUCACACAUCCCUAUAACGUGAAACAUUUCGUUCUAAAAGUUUAUCCCACGCUCCUCAAAAUCUCCUCUACUCUUCAAUCACCUCACCAUAUCAUCAAAUCUCUCUUCCAUAUGCCACCAAUGUCUUCGUCGUGCGAGAAGCCCUCAUCUGAGGCACCUAGCUCGGCCAUCCUGUCUAGCCCGGCGGGUUCGCAAGCAUCUCCGAGUGAUGAGCAUUCGUUGGUGACAAUGGGCCGAGACACCCCAUGGAGUCCUGUGGAGUCAUUGCAUGAAUACCUCGAUUCUGAAUCCACGGGGUGUUCUUCUUCACGCCCAUCAGCAGACAGCUUGAUUUUUCGAUCUGUGGAGCAAGGCGAAAUGGUGGCCCCAGAGCCUCGGGAAACCUCUUUGUCAGAUAACCUCUUCAUGAGAUUGAUGAGACCAGCUGCUCAGCUGAUGAUCUCUCCCGCCGAUCCAACCCUAAUCCCUACCGAACAAGCCCUCAAAUACCGCGAGGAGCUUUUCAGCCACGUCCCCCACGCGGUCCAGAAAACCAUGCACAGCGUCAGAACUACUCGGCACGCAUUGGCUGAUCCUACCGGGACCCCAUCCUCUCCUCCUAACUGGGUUAAGAACGUGGACUCCAAGUUCAUCUCGGAGAAAUGGCCGCAGAUUGUGGAGCACCAUAAAACAAUCAUGGCCGCCGCAGUGAAGCAGUUCCGCCUGAAAGAACUCGAACGCGAACUUCAGACCCCGGAAGCGAGAAGCGUUCUGCUCAAAAUUAAAGAGCGUGGAGAGUUGAAGAAAGAUAUCUGCUUGUCUCACACCGAUAUUGCCGAUCAGAUCUUUGCCGAAGAGGACCCGGCCAUGUGGGCCAUGCUUCUUGAGCUGUACCAACAGGAAGUUGGAGAGAAUCUUCUGGAGCCUCACUCACCUCCAGACCCUCCCGGAUUUGCUGCUGUUAUUGACGACUUGCUCUACGAUCCAACCAAAGACUCUAGCUAUGGAAGCAAGCAUUCCUGA
Messenger RNA from Penicillium brasilianum, 1116 nucleotides. Lineage: Eukaryota; Fungi; Ascomycota; Eurotiomycetes; Eurotiales; Aspergillaceae. The record is from the annotation of a GenBank genome assembly.